Daktulosphaira vitifoliae (grape phylloxera) is the source of this 1272-nucleotide messenger RNA. It is a transcript of the gene SrpRbeta, whose product is annotated as signal recognition particle receptor subunit beta. Gene Ontology annotation, biological process: protein localization to organelle; Golgi to plasma membrane protein transport; intracellular protein transport. The transcript has 5 exons. Gene Ontology annotation, cellular component: Golgi apparatus. Lineage: Eukaryota; Metazoa; Arthropoda; Insecta; Hemiptera; Phylloxeridae. Bases 124 to 849 code for a protein of 241 amino acids. The record is from RefSeq and is a predicted model, not a curated record. Gene Ontology annotation, molecular function: GTP binding.
GUGUACGUAUCGCUGACGAGGAGACUGUUGUUAGUUUGGUGAUAUUGAGUCAAAUUCAUGAGUCAACAUUUUAGUUGUCAUUAACUUUUGUAUUUAAAAUUGUAUAAACGACUUUUUUUUAAGAUGUCUGUGAAUGUAUCUAAAGAGUUAGAGAAUGAUUAUUUCAUGACUAAAGAAUUGUUAAUAUCACUUUUAGUGAUAUUUAUUUCAUUAGUAUUAAUUUUUUUAUGGAGAAAAAGUAGUAAAAGUUAUCGUGAUGUAUUACUUGUUGGCUUGUGUGAUUCUGGUAAGACUACAUUGUAUUCUUAUUUAUUGUUUAACAAAUCGGUACAAACAUUUACAUCACAAAUUGAAAACAUCGGAGAAUACAAAAACAAAAAAAAUUCUUUCCGUGUGGUAGAUAUUCCUGGACAUGAGCGAGUAUUUGGAAAAUUUUGGGAUUUAUAUAAAAGUGGAUGUAAAGGAAUUAUUUUUGUAAUUGACUCUGAAACAGUACAAACUUCAUUAUGUGAUGUUGCAGAUUUGUUAUAUAGAGUUAUUACUGAUGAUAUUAUUCAAUCAAACAAAAGCAGAAUUUUAAUACUUUGUAAUAAACAAGACAAGCUCAUGUCUAAAGGUUCAGAAGCUAUUAAAAUUUUACUUGAAAAAGAAUUGGAUACACUUAGAAUUACUAAAGCUAAUCAAUUAGAAAGUAUAGAUGGUAAAAUUAGCAAAACUAUGCUUGGAAAAAAGAAAAAGAGUUUUGAGUUCUCACAUUGUCUUAAUACUAUUGAGUUUGGUGAAUCAGUUACAUUUUCUCAAGACCAUGUCAUUGAAUCUGUCAAAAAUUGGCUUGAAAAAAUUCAUUAGUUAUAGUGAACAUGAUUAUAAUAUUUUUAAUUUGUAUCUUUAUUAAAUAUGUAUAAAGUGAUAUAAAUUGUAAGAGUUACAUUUAGUUUGAAAGAACUAUUUAAACUAUAAUAAGAUUUUUUUUAUAUUUGUGUUGGCUUAAAUUCAUGUUGUUUAAAAUAUUCGGAAAGAUGUUUAUUUUUAGUCUUUGCUAUGAGAGUCAUUAAUUAUAAAAAUAAUAAUUAAAAAUAUUGAGUGUAGUAAUUACAAUGACUGCAGUAAAUAAUAAAAUGUCUCCUGAAAUUGAACAUAAGCUUUAUGAAUCAAAACAUAGAUUUAUUACUCUUGCUGAAGAGAUCAAAUCAAAUGUUCUAAUUGCUGUAAGAUUUUUAAUUGUAUAUUUUUUAAUAUAAAUGAAUAAAAUUCAAGCUUUAUAAAAUAACA